Molecule: messenger RNA, 835 nt
Organism: Malaya genurostris
Lineage: Eukaryota; Metazoa; Arthropoda; Insecta; Diptera; Culicidae
Product: mpv17-like protein 2
Exons: 1
Coding region: 171-734 (187 amino acids)
Biological process (GO): mitochondrial ribosome assembly
Cellular component (GO): cytoplasm; membrane
Source: RefSeq, a predicted model, not a curated record
GAUUAAAUACAAAUAGACCAAUCUUUUUUUUAUUUGCGGUGUGACUAACGUCAAACGUAAAGGGUUAACGCAACAUAUCUUUUCUAUCUCGUUACCCCCAAAAAUAGGAGCUUGAUAUAUAGUUCUUAUAGUAGUACCAAAUACAAAUUUGUAUUUAGUAGUACUCACAAAUGAUAAGAGUGCUUCAUCAACUUAAAACGCUCGCCAAGAAAGCUUUCAGCAAUAGGUAUCUUUUGUAUACCAACGUGGGAAUAUCCAUCAGCCUGUCGGGAGUUGGUGAUAUAAUUGAACAGCAUUACGAAAUUUAUACCAAUAAUCUUGAGUUCUGGGAUCGUCAGCGUACGCGCCAAAUGUCUGUUUCGGGCAUGACAGUUGGAAUAUUCUGCCAUAAUUGGUAUAAUUUAAUGGAUCGUAUGUUUCCCGGACGAACACUUAGCAUUGUACUCAAAAAAGUGUUAAUUGAUCAAACUAUUGCCUCACCAAUAGUGAUUUUAUUGUUUUUCACUACAUUGGGUGUAUUGCGGCGAGCAUCAUUAACUGAAACAAUAAAGGAAAUGAGAGAAAAAUUCUCUCGUCUAUACACCGCGGAAUGGGUCGUUUGGCCUCCUGCACAGUUAUUCAAUUUCUAUGUUUUACCCACAAAGUACCGUGUAUUGUAUGACAAUACAAUCUCACUAGGAUACGAUGUAUAUACUAGCUAUGUUAUUAACGAGAACAAUAAUAGUAAUUUGUAAUCCCAGUAUGUUAUUCCAUGAGAAACGAACAAUCAACAAAUCCAGUCCAUUGCGGAGUUUUUACAAACUAAUAGAAAAAUAUCAUUGAGAAAAAAACUUAA